Molecule: messenger RNA, 941 nt
Organism: Vicia villosa (hairy vetch)
Lineage: Eukaryota; Viridiplantae; Streptophyta; Magnoliopsida; Fabales; Fabaceae
Product: protein LURP-one-related 11-like
Exons: 3
Coding region: 63-662 (199 amino acids)
Source: RefSeq, a predicted model, not a curated record
AUAUAUUACUAUAUAAAAACCUCUUCUUUUAUUUUUGUAUAUCACAAUAAAAAUCUUAAGCCAUGGGAAAAGUUCAUCCUCAAGCCCUAGCUUCCUCCACUUCUUGCCAUUUCACUUCCAAGCAAGAAACUUUCACCCUAUGGAUGAAAUCUCUUGUGUUGAAUGGAAAAGGAUGUACAGUCUUUGAUUCCAAUGGUCAAAUUGCAUAUAGGGUUGAUAACUAUAACUCCAAUCAUAGAGAUCAAGUUCAUCUCAUGGAUCAAAGAGGAAAUACUUUGUUUACUAUACUUAAAAAGCAAUAUAAGUUGUCGAGGUUUUGGGAGGGUUACAAACUUCCGGCGACAAGGAACGACCAGAAAGGACCAUGCUUUCGAGUCGGUAAAACCUAUAGUAUCACUAAAUGGGAUUCAAGUUAUGAAGUUGAACUUGGAUUAGACAAAAACCAACCAUAUAACUAUAAAAUUGAAAGUAGCUCUUGCAAGCCAGCUUGCAAAAUAUUUGAUAACCUUGGAGUGAUAGUUGCUGAGCUAAGGAGAAAGAAGUCAACUUGUGGAAUUGAUUUAGGAGAUGAUGUUUUCACAAUGGUGGUAGAGCCAAAUAUUGAUCUAUCUCAAAUUAUGGGGGUUGUUGUAGCUUAUAGUCUUAUUAAAAGUAAAAUGUAAUUAAGUAUACACAACAAUGAUUUGAAUCUUGUGGAAGUCAUUUUGGUUUACAAAAUGUAUUGUUAAGCCCAGAUUCAAGCUUAAGCUUUGGAAAUGGCUUGUGGUGCUUGUAAUCUAAGCAUGAUGAGUCCAUUAUCUAGUCUCAAAGUGGUUCCAACGUUGGAACUUGCAAGUGUUUGUUCUUGUUGAUGUAAAACAUUUUUUUGUAUUUAGGCUAAAGAACUUUUUGUAGUACUUUUUUUUUUUUUGCCUAUGGUACCUACAUAAACUACUUUUGUA